Molecule: messenger RNA, 761 nt
Organism: Quercus lobata
Lineage: Eukaryota; Viridiplantae; Streptophyta; Magnoliopsida; Fagales; Fagaceae
Product: probable sulfate transporter 4.2
Exons: 3
Coding region: 212-664 (150 amino acids)
Biological process (GO): transmembrane transport
Cellular component (GO): membrane
Source: RefSeq, a predicted model, not a curated record
UUUCAGCCCUAGCCUCUCCCAUCGCACAUCAGCCUUCAUCUGUCAAGCCCGAUCUCAACCCUCACCCUCCAAGCCUCCAUCUCUCAAGGCCUCACCCUCCAUCUCUCCAAUCUCAAGCUAGCCCUUACCCUCCACUUCCAAACCUUUCGUCUCCAACCUCUUGACAUUUCAAAUCUUUGGUUGUUUCACACAGAAAGAGAGAGAGAGUGAAAUGCAGAGAGCCGAAGAGAAAGAGAUGGAAAAUGGUAGAGAUUUCCUAUCCCAUGCAGCUAUUAUGGGGUUUGUGGCUGGAGCAGCCAUAGUAAUUGGUCUUCAACAACUGAAGGGGUUUCUUGGGAUUAGUCACUUCACAAACAAGACUGAUAUAAUAUCUGUUGUGGAAGUAGUUCAUCAUCAUUGGAGUGCUCUUAAUUUUAUACUUUGGUGCUCAUUCCUGAGUUUCAUCCUAAUUACAAUAUAUGUGGUGAGUGCCAUAUCAUUCACUUCUUCCACAAACAAGAUACGUGGCAAGUUUUAUUGUUCACUUUUGAAAGGCCUUCAAGGACCUCCACCUGGAUAUGUAUUGCUGAUUUCAUUUCCUUGCUUCAACAUUUGUACAAGGCAUUUAAAGCUCUCUGGCACAUGCAUCUCAUUAAUGUUUGCUAACGAACCGGUCAUAUUUUAAUUAAUUCUUCAACUUUAAAACUUGCAUAUUCUUUCAUUAAUCAUAUUUAAUCAUUAUAAAAUUCAUAAGAAAGUUUUCAAGUCUACCGCCCAUUAAA